Molecule: messenger RNA, 2805 nt
Organism: Cyphellophora attinorum
Lineage: Eukaryota; Fungi; Ascomycota; Eurotiomycetes; Chaetothyriales; Cyphellophoraceae
Product: Histidine biosynthesis trifunctional protein
Exons: 1
Coding region: 1-2805 (934 amino acids)
Biological process (GO): L-histidine biosynthetic process
Cellular component (GO): cytoplasm
Molecular function (GO): phosphoribosyl-AMP cyclohydrolase activity; NAD binding; metal ion binding
Source: RefSeq, a predicted model, not a curated record
AUGGGCGUCGGACUGCUCGUCAGCGUCGAGCCAGACACCAUAACUGGCAAGGAUAUCAAAGGACUGACACUUGAAGAGGUCGCUCUGUUCGAAAACUGUCUUGUGCAAGCCACUCCGGAAAACCUCCAGUCCCGUCUCGCCUUCCUUCGAACUCACUUCACUACACUGUCAAUAUACAUUGACGUCCGGCAGCUCAAAGCAUAUGGCGACGUCAUCGAGGUACUGAAUGCCGGCGCAAGUAAGAUCUUUGUCACAUCCGAGCAACUCAAAGCUCUGGCGCAAGAGGACACAAUAGCGCCCUCGCGGCUAGUGCUCACUAUAUCGCCGCUCAACCCCAGUACCGAUAUUGCAAAGCUGAAGUCAUUUCUUGAGGAGAACCCGAAGUGGAAGACCGCGGAAUGGGCAUUCGACGGAGACAAGGGCAAUGCGUACGUGGACAGAGUUCUACAAGAGCUAGACAACUACCCGCCUCACGCCGACCAGACGCUAUAUGUAUCGACGACAAGCGAGUCGGCCGGUCAAGAUUUGCUUGCACAAUAUCCUGGCAAUGCACUGAUUGUGUCGUCUGAACGGCUCACUUUGGACACAACCAAGAAAGGGCACGAAGAUCUGAUACAAGUCACAGACCUGUUCCUCGCGGGCAGCACUUCCGACAGGAAGACGGGCCUGUAUACUACAAGUGUUGUCGACGAGAGAGGUGUAGCCCUUGGGUUGGUCUACAGCAGCAAAGAGAGCAUCCUCGAGGCUCUGAAGACGAAGACUGGUGUGUACCAGAGCCGAAAGCGAGGGCUGUGGCAUAAGGGUGCUUCAAGUGGUGAUACACAAGAAUUGAUCAGCAUGUCUUUCGACUGUGACAAAGACUGCCUGCUGUUCCGGGUCAGGCAAAAAGGCCGGGGUUUCUGCCAUCUAGCCACAAUGUCUUGCUGGGGACCUACGUCGGGUCUCUCGCGCCUGCAACAGACUCUGAGGUCACGGAAGCAGGACGCACCACCCGGAUCGUAUACUGCCCGGCUGUUCAACGAUCCAAAGUUGCUAGGCGCGAAGAUCAAAGAAGAGGCGGACGAGCUAUGUGAGGCGACGACGAAGGAAGACAUUGCCUCGGAGGCUGCCGAUCUGCUGUAUUUUGCACUGGCUCGCUGCAUCGCGGCGGAUGUCACGCUGGAGGACAUCGAGAAGAACCUCGACCUGAAGAGCCUGAAGGUCAAGCGACGGAAGGGUGAUGCGAAACCACAAUAUGUGAAUGGAGACCAGAAAACGCCACAAACCAAUGGCAUCAACGGCACAGCAGCGUCAUCGAAGCCGACGGAGGAAGAAGUCAAGGAGGCUGCCUCGAUACCCAAAGACUCAACAGACCCGGCGGGCACAGACGACAACGGUCGGAUACAGCUGAAACGCUAUUCAACAUCACAGGCCUUCUCUGACGAUAUACUCAAAUCGGCCCUUCAGCGACCGUCGCAGAGAUCAACAGAGAAGAUCAUGAACCUGGUCAACCCCAUCAUCGAAGACGUGCGCACCAAGGGCGAUUCAGCCGUGCUCAAGUACACCCACAAGUUCGAAAAAGCCACAUCCCUCAAAUCGCCCGUCCUCAAAGCACCAUUCCCGAAAUCCCUCAUGCAGCUCCCGCCCGAAACCAUCGAAGCAAUCAACAUCUCCUACGACAAUAUUCUCAAAUUCCACUCCGCUCAAAAGGAAACCGCGCCACUAGUCGUCCAAACAAUGCCCGGCGUAACCUGCUCACGCUUCUCCCGCCCCAUCGAAAAGGUCGGCCUCUACAUCCCCGGCGGCACCGCCGUCCUCCCCUCCACAGCCCUCAUGCUCGGCGUCCCCGCCAUGGCCGCCGGCUGCAAGAACAUCGUCCUCGCCUCCCCACCUCGCUCGGACGGCACUAUCACCCCCGAAAUAGUCUACAUCGCCGACAAGAUCGGCGCCGAAGCAAUCGUCCUCGCCGGUGGCGCACAAGCCGUCGCCGCUAUGGCCUACGGCACCGAAUCCAUCACCAAAGUCGACAAGAUCCUCGGCCCAGGCAACCAAUUUGUUACAGCCGCGAAAAUGCUCGUGUCCAACGACACCACCGCCUCCGUCUCGAUCGACAUGCCCGCCGGGCCCUCCGAAGUCCUCGUCAUCGCGGACGAAACCUCCCAGCCAGCCUUCGUCGCAUCCGACCUCCUCUCCCAAGCCGAGCACGGCACCGACAGCCAAGUCGUCCUGAUCGCCAUCGCCCUUUCAGAAGCCCAACUCCAAGCCAUCGAAGACGAAGUCCACCGCCAAGCCCACGCCUUGCCCCGCGUGGACAUUGUUCGGGGAGCGAUCGAGCACAGUGUCACCAUUUCCGUGCCCACGCUUGCGGAAGCGCUGAAGUGGAGCAACUACUACGCCCCCGAACAUCUGAUUCUCCAAAUCGCGGACCCGAAAUCUUGCUUACCGGACAUCCACAACGCCGGAUCGGUGUUCUUGGGCAAGUGGACCCCCGAAAGUGUAGGCGACUACAGCGCGGGCGUGAAUCACAGUCUGCCGACGUAUGGAUAUGCACGGCAGUACAGUGGGGUGAAUCUGGCGAGUUUUAUGAAGCACAUCACAAGUAGUGAAGUCAGCGAGGAGGGGGUCAACAGUGUGGGCAAAGCCGUUGUGGAGUUGGCGCGGGUGGAGGGCUUGGAGGCGCAUAAGCGGGCGAUGGAGGUACGAAUGGAGGUGCUGGGGUUGAAGGAGAGGACGUUUUUGAGUGAGGAGAAAGCGGUGACAGCGUUGAAAGAUAUCAGAGGGGACGCGGUGGAUGGUGACUCCGAGAAGGUAAAUGGGACGGUUUAG